GGUCUCACCCCCAUAGCAUUUGCGCUUUGUGACGUCAAACCACUGCGACGGUGUGUCGGCUUCAAACAUGGCUUCCAGAUUGGAAAUUAACUUCAUAAGAUUAUUGUCUCGCUGUGAGUCAAUAGCGUCCGAAAAACGGGGGGAGGCUGAAUGGAGGUUAGAAAAGUAUGUUGGUGCCUUAGAAGAGAUGCUGGUGGCUUUGAGGAAAAGCCCAAGCAAGCCAACACUAGAGGUCCUGACUGAAUACACAAGAAAAGUAGAUUUCCUUAAAGGACUUCUAGAGGCUGAGAAACUGUCUUCAACAACAGAGAAAGCUUUAGCGAACCAGUUCCUCGCCCCUGGCCGAACACCCACAAUAGCCAACGAGAGGAUGCCCGCCACUAAAACUGUCCACAUGCAGACAAAGGCCCGAUGUACAGGAGAGAUGAGGGAUGAGCUGCUCGGCACGGGGCUGUCAGACAAAGACUCAUCAGACCUGAGAAACCGAAGGUCUCUUCCUCUGGAUGAGCGUCAGUCUGCUGCAGAGCUGGACGCGGUCCUGCAGCAUCACCACAACCUGCAGGAGAAGCUGGCAGAUGACAUGCUCAACCUGGCCAGAAACCUAAAGAACAACAGUCUGGCAGCGCAGAACAUCAUCAAACAGGACAACCAGACUCUGAGCCAGUCCAUGCGUCAGGCAGACAUGAACUUUGAGAAGCUGAAGACGGAGUCGGAGCGUCUGGAGCAGCACACCAAGAAGUCUGUGAACUGGCUGCUGUGGCUGAUGCUCAUCCUGGUCUCCUUCACCUUCAUCAGCAUGAUCCUCUUCAUCAGAAUCUUCCCCAGACUCAGAUGAUGACCGUGUGCGACCCCUGAACUCUUAGUCCUACAUCCUCCCUCGUUUACAGGAGCAGUAACUACAUAGCCCUCAGUAGAUCCGUACAUACACGUCCAGUGUGUGCGGUCUGAACCAAAACAACAGCUGAGACAUUUGCACUUUGGAAAUUCUGACUCUAAACAGGUUGACGAAAGUUUAAAGCUUCCAUAUUCCUUUUUUGUAAACGGAGCAGAACAUGAAUCGAAGUAUAGAGCUUCUUGGAGUAGUAACAAAGUCUUAAUGUGCAGACGACAGAGACUGAGCCUUAAUUAUUUUAAUUCCUCAUCAGGUAGGCUGCUAGCCAUCCAACGCAUGUAUGCACUUUGUCACUAGGUGGGGCUAAAGUCACUCAUGUUGCGUGUCUUUCCACUGUGUGUGUGCAUCAAAGAGUAUUCAUGGUCUGUGUACCAUCAACUGUGUCUCAGUCUAAAAAAAACAUACAGCUAUUUGGUAACCCUUAAUGUUAACUGUCUGGUUUAGUAUUUAGCUUCAUGUGAUCGUUCAAUAAAUAGUUUAUAAUGCACUUAAAUGGAGCUGUAACAGAUUUUUAAAGUUUUACUGUCGGGUAAUAAAUUCCAGCCUUCAUUUCCAGGUGUUGACAUCGACAUAAACACGUCCAUCUGCUGAAAGCUGCAUAUAUAUUCUAUGCACACACUACCUUUGUGUUAGGUCUUAGCAGUUGUUUCACAUGAAUUUGUCUUCCUAUUACCGGUUGAAACAUGCCUUACCAGGAAGUUUGUCUGCAUAUAUUUCCAGUGUCCUCCGUCCUGUUUGUCAUUAAGGAGUCAUGAAUGUUUUUGGUGACUGAUCGGGGAUGAUGUGUUGUUGUGGUUAGUGGUGACUACUGAGGAUGCAAGUGUUGAUGAAGUGAGAUCAUUAAAUGUCUGUAGCUACGUGUCCAUUCCUGUAUGAGCACUCGUGCUUCCACCCAAAGCCGUGUGUGAAAAGGGGAGAAUUAAAACGAUUCAGUUUCCUUUCAUUGUCUGGUAACUGUGAAUACA
Mugil cephalus (flathead mullet) is the source of this 1857-nucleotide messenger RNA. RefSeq names its product unconventional SNARE in the ER 1 homolog (S. cerevisiae) (gene use1). Gene Ontology annotation, molecular function: SNAP receptor activity. Lineage: Eukaryota; Metazoa; Chordata; Actinopteri; Mugiliformes; Mugilidae. The record is from RefSeq and is a predicted model, not a curated record. Gene Ontology annotation, biological process: retrograde vesicle-mediated transport, Golgi to endoplasmic reticulum. The transcript is spliced from 8 exons. Gene Ontology annotation, cellular component: endoplasmic reticulum; SNARE complex. Bases 68 to 835 code for a protein of 255 amino acids.